AAAGUUUGAACAGGAAGUAGCUGACGGCCCAGCAUGCCCUGCUUCUGGCGAUUUCAGCGUCUCUCUCAUCAGAUUGCUGACUUUGCAGCGGCUCGUAUAGGAUGUGUGUACGUCAGGUCAACUCGGGCUGUACGUCUGACUGAGAGUCCACUUAAAGAACAAAAACAUAAAGAGAGUUGAGGGCACUUUUCAUCGACACAGUCAGACUACAAUGCAAGCGGAUCAACAUGGUCGCCUUGUCCUCUGCAGGAUGGAGAGCAUCCUGUGUGCCUCUGUGUGUAUAUUUAAGCCAAAAGAAAAAAAAUAAAAGUGUUAAAAUGUCGGUCAAAGCCACAGAAAACCACCCUGAAAGGGUAGAGAGUUUAAAAAUCUUUGUCCCACUUUCAUAAGAGGUGUCAGAAGUCUAAAUAUAAAAACAUAGAGACUGAAAUAUCCAACAAUAACUCCAGUUUAUAAACUCUAAACCAUUGAUGUAACUGCUCUAUCAUUUCCUGGUUAUUUCCUAAAUACUCAGAUAUAAAAUAAAUAACUGUGUCUCAGAAUAUUGACUCUAUUUUCACUGCUAGCAAUUUCAAUUAUUUCCAAGAAACUUUCUGGAAGUAUUGAGAAAUUACAGGACCCUUAACGUAAAGAUAUUCUGCAUCAUUACAUAAACAGGCCUGAUUUAUUAUCUGGAACAUAUUUUAAAAGAAUCCUAAUAUUUGUAUAUUUGGAGGCAGGAUGUGACUGUUGGUCCAACAGGAUGUGCAAAUAUCACAACAUCUGUUUCUUUGCAGUAACAUCUGAGUUUGUAUUUAGUGUUAAACAGAUAUAUUCGCAUAUUUACAUUAAUAUUGAGUCAAAAGAUUAGUUGAAAUUCUACUAAACUCCACGUUUGUGUCUCCUCAUAGAGCCUGAGACUAGUUUUCUUGUCACUCUGCCCCGCAGACUGAAUCACAGGAAGACUCCACACAUCUGGUGCGCUCCAGCUCCAACUGGUAAACACAAUCUCACCACCAGUGCGCGCGCGUGCGCGUGAGUGCGCGGGAUGCUGAUGCUGUUUGUUGCUCCUGUAGAAACCUCAUUGGCUGAGACAAAGAUUCAUCCAGUGCUGAUUGGCUCAAAGUUUGUCCGUUUUGUUUUGAUGGUGGUCCCAUAAAUGAAAAGCCUCAGAGCGCAGAGACUCACAGCGCGCAGAGAGCUUCAAGACGAGCCAGCUGAGAGAAGAAACCGUCAAUAAGAUCCUUUAUUUCUGAAAUAAGGAGUAUCAGGUCUACAGAGAGCCAUGCUUGCUGCGUGUCUGGAGUUCCUCGGCUUGGGGAUGUGCGUCACGGGCUCCCUGCUGGUGAUGAUCGCCUGCGGGCUCCCGAUGUGGAAGGUGACCGCCUUCAUCGACUCCAACAUCGUGGUGGCUCAGACCAUCUGGGACGGUCUGUGGAUGUCCUGCGUGGUGCAGAGCACCGGCCAGAUGCAGUGCAAAGUCCACGACUCGGUGCUGGCCCUGACCCAGGACCUGCAGACGGCCCGCGCCCUCACGGUGGUCUCUGCAGUGCUGGGGGUCGUCGCCCUCACGGUGACCAUCGCCGGUGCGCAGUGCACCAACUGCAUCAAGGAUGAGACGGUGAAGGCUAGAGUGGUGAACGCCGGAGGGGUCAUCUACAUCGUGAGCGGGCUGUUCGUGCUGGUGCCGCUCUGCUGGAUGGCCAACAACAUCAUCGUGGACUUCCACGACCCGCAUAUGCCUCCGUCCAAGAAGAGAGAGAUCGGCGCGGCGAUCUACAUCGGCUGGGCGGCCACCGCGCUGCUGCUGUUCGGCGGGACCCUGCUGUGCUGCUCCUUCUCCUCGGUGGUCAGAGGCACAUAUCCCAUCAAAUACGCCCCCACCAAGACCAUCACAGCCAACGGAGAGUUUGACAAGAAGCAUUAUGUAUAAACUGAAAGUCCUCUUUUAUAACUUUAGGACUUUUAUUUGAGGCACAACUUUCACCACAACUUCAACCAAACUGAUGUUAAAGUUUGAAGUGAUGUGAAGCCAAAAGACGCUGAGCCUUCACACAUCAGUGACACUUUUUGGUUUGAUGCUCAGAAGACAUGAUAAGCACAUUGUGGUUGUGACAGUUGUACAUGAAAGUGUAAAAUAUGGGUUUAUUUUAUGGGGCAUCUGCAUGGUUAAAACACUGGAUUGAAUGUAAUUUUUUUUUUAAUGUUUGUGCAGAAACUAAGUUUAUUUAAACUCCUGAUAGGUUUAAAUCUGCUUUGAAUUCCUCAUAAAGCAACUUCAAGUGAAGUCUGAGGAGUCUGAUAAUCUGCACACUCAGUGGUUCAUAAAUAAAAAACCAUUAAGAGAUUCAUUAGAAGUAGAAAUCUGAAGUGUUUGUUCAUAUUGUAAUCAUGUCAUUGUGCCGGCUGUCUGUCUAUGUGUGUCUAUGUGUGACCUCUGAAAAGCUGCACAGCUUCAUUGUAAAUAGUUUUUUUUUUUUGUCUUCUUCCUCUCUGCCAGUGAACUAAUUUUGCUUAUGAGAUUAGUUCCCACAGUGAACAUGCAGCAGACAGCGAGGCCCAUUCAGCCCAAUGUGCGCUCAUGUUGUGAUCAAAGGAGGGAAUUUGCAUUUGAAUACAUGUACAGUGUUUUGUGUUUCCUGUAAUUUUUUUUCUAGUCUUUUAACAGAAAAUACUUUUCUAAUAAAGUGGGAAAAACAACCAUUAAA
Messenger RNA from Thunnus maccoyii (southern bluefin tuna), 2687 nucleotides. RefSeq names its product claudin 5b (gene cldn5b). Bases 1265 to 1912 code for a protein of 215 amino acids. Gene Ontology annotation, biological process: cell adhesion; bicellular tight junction assembly. Gene Ontology annotation, molecular function: structural molecule activity. The record is from RefSeq and is a predicted model, not a curated record. Gene Ontology annotation, cellular component: bicellular tight junction; plasma membrane. Lineage: Eukaryota; Metazoa; Chordata; Actinopteri; Scombriformes; Scombridae. The transcript has a single exon.